Miniopterus natalensis is the source of this 1302-nucleotide messenger RNA. Lineage: Eukaryota; Metazoa; Chordata; Mammalia; Chiroptera; Miniopteridae. The record is from RefSeq and is a predicted model, not a curated record.
AUGGCCUGGGAGAAACAAUGUGGCGAUACUGAAGAUGAAGGUUUGACCCAGGCCUUAAGGAUGAAGAGGAGAGGAAGAGAGGGUAUUCUAGAGGAGGAAUACGAGGGACAGAGAAGCAAGUUAAAUGGGAACAAGAAGAAAACAAUCAGACAACCCCCAAAGGUGGAUCAUCUUGAAGGACAACUGACAGCCUCGGAUAAUCAGUGUAAUGGUAGUGACGGCACAGAGAAGCAGGCGAGUGAAACGCACAGCAUCGAGGAUCGCAUACUGCGGGGCUGCAGGGAGGCACCCGUCAAGGGUGCCAGGGAAACCACCCUUAGGCGUUUGGCAGGUAGUGACGGCACAGAGAAGCAGGCGAGUGAAACGCACAGCAUCGAGGAUCGCAUACUGCGGGGCUGCAGGGAGGCACCCGUCAAGGGUGCCAGGGAAACCACCCUUAGGCGUUUGGCAACCAGCAGAAAUGGAGUGGGGCUUGGGAGCUGGGGUGCAGAAGGGGCUCAGGGCCAGGCUGUGGGGGCUCCGAGCGAGUCAGAUGGGCAGCAGAGACCUGGACCUUCCCAGCCCAGGAGGUUCCAGCUGCCUCCACAACCAGUCAUCCUGGACAAGCACCGCCCCUCGUGCCAGAAAACCAGGCUCUUGAGUCUUGAAUUCAUUCCUCCAAGAGGAAAAACAAGUCCUCUGAAAUUUCAAACAGAAAGAAAUGAGGAAAGGAAAAAAGUACUCCACAUUCCAGAGUUCUAUGUUGGAAGCAUUCUUCAUGUUAAUAACCCAUAUGCCAAUGAAAAAACCAGCCAGUUCCUAAGGAUUUGCAUCCAGAGAUCAGGAACUACCUGGAGCUACUUUUUGUUUCUAGGGCAUGGAGCUAUUCUUAUCCUUAGGAAUACUGCUGAAGGACAAAGUGUUGAGAUUUGCUUUGAACUUUAUAAUCCUAGAAUUCAGGAGAUCCAAGUGAUCAAAUUAGAGAAACAACUUGAUGACAGCUUGCUACACUUGCGAGAUGUCCUUCCUGAAUACAGAACUUUUGAUAUUAAUAUGAAGCCAAUAGUAUAAGAAUCCAGCCAAGAAGUUCCUAUUAAUCAGCUGAAAGUAAAAAUGAAGCCUAAGCCCUGGUCCAAACACUGGGAGUUUCCAAAGUUUAAUAUUAAAGGAAUCAGAUUUGAUCUUUAUUUAACUGAAGAGCAAAUGAAAGAAGCUCAGAAGUGGAGUCAGCCAUGGCUCGAGUUUGAUAUGAUGAGGAAAUGUGAUACUUCACAAAGUGGAGCCGCAAUAUGGGGUGAAACUGAAGCAUCGAAAAAGUCCUGA